AUGGAUGAAAAAUAUAGAAAGCAGACAAUGAGGAUCGAGGAGAAGUUGAAAGUGGACAUAACAAUAACUCUCGUGAAUGCCAAAAUUAAGAAACAAACAACCGAAGUGCAUGCCUUCGCCAAAUGGCGUGAAAAUGUGAUUAGGUUGUGGCAAAUGAAGAAAAUUGGGUCGUCAACAGAUGUCGCCAUAUGCUCCUGGAAUAGUAUAGGUGCAAUGAGGCAUAACUGCCACCAAGACGACGGAUCCCAAGGCCCUGCUGACAAGAAAAGCUUCAGAUGCAUAAUGCCUAAAAGAAAAGGCACUUGA
Dovyalis caffra is the source of this 306-nucleotide messenger RNA. Lineage: Eukaryota; Viridiplantae; Streptophyta; Magnoliopsida; Malpighiales; Salicaceae. The record is from the annotation of a GenBank genome assembly.